AUGGAUAAAGAGACGGUACAGCCCAAUGCAUGGGUCGCCCUACGGCUUCCCAACGAGACGUAUCGCAUCUUACAGAUUGCUCCUAAUACUACAAUCACUCUGGGCAAGUAUGGCUCAUUCCCGUCAAAUCUCAUCAUCGACCGCCCGUACCACUUCACAUACGAGGUCCAAGAUAAGCGCGAGGGCGAGACGUUUGCGCGACUUCGCGUAGUCCCUGCCAAAGAGCUCAAUGCCGACGACUUGGCCGAUACCAGCGCCGAAGCGACAGAACCAGCGGAGGGUGACGAAGUGAUUGCCCCCGCAGAUGGAGAGGAGCUUACUCUCGUCGAUGAGACCGGCAAGGUUCUCAUCCGAUCGAAUCGCGAGAUUAUCGAUGACUCGGCCCGACAGACGCUCAAGCCUGAGGAGAUUGAGGAACUCAAGCGCAAGGGCGCAUCGGCUGGAAAAGAGCUGAUUGCCAAGCUGCUCCUUUCGCAUACGGCCAUCGACCAGAAGACGGCGUACUCUCUUGCCAAGUACAAGCUUCUCAAGACGAAAAAGUACAUUCGACGGUUUACCGUGUUACCUCUCGACGUACCAAUGCUGGCACAGUGGCUGCUAGAAGACCGCGACGCUUCCAAGAUCCUCGAAAUGCGACAAGAAAUGAUGGCGCUGGUAGGAUGCUGGGCAGAUGUUCACUACGGAGGUGUUCCCACAGAGGAACCCAGCCAACCGCAGAACGGAAGAUGGUUGGUGGUCGACGACACAGGCGGUUUACUCGUUGCUUCUCUGGCCGAGAGAAUGGAUAUCCUCUAUCCAAAACCCGAACCGGAGACAACAAACGAUACCACAGUACCAGAAACCGCCACCGCCACGGAUAAGAUGGACGAAGAUCAACCUCAGGCAACAUCAGAAGCGACAAACCCCCCUGAGCAGAAGAAGAAGCAUCCCAGACGAAGCGAUUUCAACGUCCCUUACGUCAACAAGAACACCAUUACUGUAAUACACGGCCAGACCCAACCUAACCUCGCUCUUCUCCGAUACUUCAACUAUGACGCCGCAAAUGCCAACCCUUCACCCCCUUACCACCCCCUCGACACCAACCUCAUGGAUAUCUCAUGGCUACAGCUAUUGGCCCCUGAGGAAGAUGACGCUUAUAAUAAUAAGCCGCCUGAGGCUACCCCUGAGGAGAUUUCCUCGUGGAAGACGAACCGCAGAGGAAACUACCACCGCAAGCGAAGAAGGUGGGCACGUAUCAGACAUGUUGUCGACACAACACGCGCAGGUAACUUCUCAGGUCUUGCGGUCGCAAGUUCCAUGGACCCUAUCUCCAUCGUCCGCAGCACUGUACCCUUAUUAGCAGGCGGAGCUCCCAUCGCCAUCUACUCACCCACCAUCGAGCCCCUGACACAACUGGCCGACUGCUUUAGCGUAUCGCGCCGAGCUGCUUGGGUGUCUACACCCCCACCCGAGAUCGAAAACAAGACACUCGAAGAGCUUGAGCGUUGGGAGGGCACCGAGGAGUUCCCCAUCAACCCCACGCUUCUCCUUGGUGUGACUAUCCAGAGCAGCAGGGCGCGACGAUGGCAAGUCCUCCCAGGCCGAACACAUCCGUUCAUGACAGGUCGGGGUGGCGCGGAUGGGUUCUUGUUGACGGCAUGGAGAGCGGUGCCUGUGGAGGGCAAGAUUGAGGCCAGGGGCAAGUUCAAGCGAAGAAGGACAGAGGCGUCUUGA
Messenger RNA from Fusarium sp. VM40, 1713 nucleotides. The record is from the annotation of a GenBank genome assembly. NCBI's taxonomy places the organism in Eukaryota, Fungi, Ascomycota, Sordariomycetes, Hypocreales, Nectriaceae.